Messenger RNA from Yarrowia lipolytica CLIB122, 450 nucleotides. RefSeq names its product 60S ribosomal protein uL15. Gene Ontology annotation, cellular component: cytosolic large ribosomal subunit; ribosome. Gene Ontology annotation, biological process: translation. Gene Ontology annotation, molecular function: structural constituent of ribosome. Lineage: Eukaryota; Fungi; Ascomycota; Dipodascomycetes; Dipodascales. The record is from RefSeq and is a predicted model, not a curated record.
AUGCCUACCAGAUUCAGCAAGACCCGAAAGCACAGAGGCCACGUUUCCGCCGGUUACGGUCGAAUCGGUAAGCACCGAAAGUCCCCUGGUGGACGAGGUAUGGCUGGUGGUCAGCACCACCACCGAACUAACAUGGAUAAGUACCAUCCUGGUUACUUCGGUAAGGUCGGUAUGCGAUACUUCCACAAGCAGCCUAACCACUUCUGGAAGCCCGUCGUCAACGUCGAGAACCUGUGGGCCCUUGUUCCCGCUGAGAACCGAGACAAGUACCUCUCUUCUGCCUCCGAGUCCGCUGCCCCCGUCAUCGACACUCUCGCUCACGGUUACGGCAAGGUCCUCGGUAAGGGUAAGCUCCCCAACGUCCCUGUCAUCGUCAAGGCUCGAUUCGUCUCCGAGAUCGCUGAGAAGAAGAUCAAGGCCGCUGGUGGUGUCGUUGAGCUCAUUGCCUAA